Messenger RNA from Daphnia pulicaria, 1054 nucleotides. RefSeq names its product WSC domain-containing protein 2-like. Lineage: Eukaryota; Metazoa; Arthropoda; Branchiopoda; Diplostraca; Daphniidae. Gene Ontology annotation, molecular function: sulfotransferase activity. Bases 106 to 1011 code for a protein of 301 amino acids. The record is from RefSeq and is a predicted model, not a curated record. The transcript is spliced from 4 exons.
GGAUUACACUGAACACUGCCGACAUUUUAUCCAUUAUGGAAAGAUUCAAGUUAAAAAAAUCUAAGUGUCCGUCACUGCACAUUCCUUGUUGCUGGCCUGUUAUCUAUGGUGAAUUUAACAAUAUUCUUUUGUUGGUCACUUGAGCAGUCAUCAAGACGUCAAUUGUUUGAAUAUUUUUCACUGGAGCAGCCAGACGACGAAUUAAUUAGUUAUCCCGCACAAGUAAUUGUGCCCAACGUACUGGAUAUAGCUUACCAACCGUGGGGGGACGAUCCUGAUUGUCGGGAAUACACCGUAGGAUUCAUCCGCAAUGGAUCUCGACCCAAGAUGGCUCUUGUGUCCUAUCCAGGGAGCGGAAAUACUUGGACACGAGGAAUCAUCGAACGACUCAGUGGCUACUUUACCGGAAGUAUCUACGCAGAAAAGAACCUCUACAUAAAAGGAUUUUACGGUGAAAUAAUGCCCGUCGAUUGUGGCUGUACUGUCGUACAGAAAACGCACGAUUUCCAAAAAUACGACUACAAGCCAUUCGUCAACAAAAGCGCCAUCCUCAUCAUCCGCAAUCCAUACAAGGCUCUUGUUUCUUACCGAAAUUUUUUAACUACUGGAAACAAUCAAACAGCAUCCGCUUCGCUAACUCAGUUCACUGGGCCAGGGUGGACAAAGUUUGUUACGAAAGAAAUCGACCGAUGGAAAACAAUCCUGUUGCGGUGGAUCCCCAAAAUCGGACAUGGGGGGAUUUUACUCUACGAAGAUUUGUUGCAAGAUAAAGAGAAUCAAUUUCGACAUCUCAUGCGAUACCUUGGCUUAGAAGUGGACGAACGCCGGUUGGAUUGCGUAAUCAAACAUGAUUUUUCUUCAUUCAAACGAAAUUCAACUCGUUCUACCAGAAAUGAAACAAUCAGGGAUCCGUUCAAUUCGGUGUUGAAAGGCAUCGUCGACAAGGAAAUUCAAAUCGUUCAGAAAGCCCUAACGGACUAUGGUUAUGAAUUAAAGCUGACGAAAGAAUAAACUCUCGCAUUGUGGCGCAACACAACUGUUCGGCAUUGUAAAA